Impatiens glandulifera is the source of this 3231-nucleotide messenger RNA. RefSeq names its product respiratory burst oxidase homolog protein A. Gene Ontology annotation, cellular component: plasma membrane. The transcript is spliced from 14 exons. Gene Ontology annotation, molecular function: peroxidase activity; NAD(P)H oxidase H2O2-forming activity; calcium ion binding. The coding region runs from base 54 to 2957 and encodes 967 amino acids. The record is from RefSeq and is a predicted model, not a curated record. Lineage: Eukaryota; Viridiplantae; Streptophyta; Magnoliopsida; Ericales; Balsaminaceae.
UUCUCUGCGUUAAUCAAGCUGGCGAACAGUAGAACUGUUAGUUCUAGUAAUCAAUGAGAGGAAUUCAUAGGCAUGACAGGCGGUGGGGAUCGGACUCGCUUCCUGUUGUGGCUUUCAGCGGUGGAUCUUCACCUGGAACGGAAUCUACGUCUGGUGCGGCUGGUACGGAGGAGGAAUUCGUUGAGGUAACACUCGAUCUCCAGGAAGAUGAUACAAUUGUUGUCCGUAGAGUUGAACCGGCUGCAUCAGUUAUUAAUAUCGAUCGGGAAAAUGUAUUCGGAAUCGGAAUCGGAAUCGGAGGAGGUGGAGAAACUCCUUUAUCGGCGUCAUCGACAAUGUCUCCAACGAUGAAACGAAGUUCAUCGAAUCGUCUUCGUCAAUUUUCACAGGAGUUGAAAGCGGAAGCAGUUGCUAAAGCGAAGCAAUUAUCUCAUGAAUUAAAAGCAGAACUCAGGAGAUUCUCAUGGAGUCACGGUCACGCAUCUCGUGUUCUAUCAGCUUCUUCAUCCUCUGUAAUCGCUACUACAAGCAACAACAACAACGAGAUCGCCUUAACCGCAAGAGCUCUCCGUCAACAACGAGCUCGCCUUGAUCGAACACGAUCCGGUGCUCAGAAAGCACUUCGUGGUCUAAGAUUCAUUAGUAACCGUCAAUCUAAUGGAGUAGAUGCUUGGAACGAAGUUCGUAACAACUUCGACAAAUUUUCCAGAGACGGUUAUCUCUAUCGUGCCGAUUUCGCACAAUGCAUAGGAAUGAGAGAUUCCGAUGAUUUCGCAUUGGAAGUGUUCGAUGCUUUGAGUAGACGACGAAGAAUGAAGAUUGAUAAAAUCAGUAGAGAUGAACUAUACGAAUACUGGUCUCAAAUAACCGACGAAAGCUUCGAUUCUCGAUUGCAAAUAUUCUUCGACAUGGUUGACAAGAAUGAAGAUGGAAGGAUCGCAGAAGAGGAAGUGAAAGAGAUUAUAAUGAUGAGUGCUUCCGCAAACAAGUUAUCGAGAUUGAAAGAACAAGCCGAGGAAUAUGCUGCUUUGAUCAUGGAGGAGUUGGAUCCAGAACGACUCGGUUAUAUUGAGUUAUGGCAACUGGAGACUCUUUUACUUCAGAAAGACACUUACUUCAAUUAUAGCCAAGCCCUUAGUUACACAAGUCAAGCAUUGAGCCAGAACUUGCAAGGGCUAAGAAAACGUGGCCCGAUAAGGAGAGUAAGCUCGAAAUUUCUUUACUACUUGCAAGAGAACUGGAGAAGGAUUUGGGUCCUGGCAUUGUGGAUCAUUAUCAUGGUUGGAUUAUUCACCUGGAAGUUUUUUCAGUACAAGCAAAAAAGUGCAUUUAAUGUCAUGGGUUACUGCCUUCUCACAGCUAAAGGUGCCGGGGAGACCCUCAAGUUCAAUAUGGCCCUUAUUUUAUUGCCUGUAUGCAGGAAUAUUAUUACAUGGAUAAGGUCCACCAGACUGGCUUAUUUCAUUCCUUUUGAUGAUAACAUCAAUUUUCAUAAGACAAUUGCAGCAGCUAUAGUAGUUGGUGUUAUACUUCAUGCUGGAGACCAUUUAGCAUGUGACUUUCCAAGGCUCAUAAAUUCAUCCCAGGAUGACUACGAGCGAUAUUUGAUGGAUGAUUUUGGUGCGGUUAAACCCAAGUAUAUCGACCUGGUUCGAGGUGUUGAAGGUGUAACUGGAGUGUUGAUGGUAAUACUCAUGGCAAUUGCCUUCACCUUAGCAACAAGAUGGUUCAGAAGGAGCCUUAUUAAACUGCCUAAACCUUUUGAUAGAUUAUCUGGCUUUAAUGCCUUUUGGUAUUCUCACCACCUUUUAGUCAUUGUUUACAUCUUGCUCAUUGUUCACGGCUUGCAACUUUAUCUCGUCCAUAAAUGGUACCUUAAGACGACAUGGAUGUAUCUAGCUGUUCCUGUUCUCCUCUAUGCAGGGGAAAGAAGCUUGAGAUUCUUUAGAUCUGGUUUUUCCACUGUUCGGAUUCUUAAGGUUGCGAUAUACCCUGGUAACGUUUUGACAUUGCAAAUGACUAAACCUGCCCAAUUUCGAUACAAAAGUGGCCAAUACAUGUUUGUUCAAUGCCCUGCUGUUUCCCCAUUUGAGUGGCAUCCAUUUUCCAUAACCUCAGCACCUGGAGAUGACUUCCUUAGUAUUCAUGUCCGACAGCUUGGUGAUUGGACACAGGAGCUCAAAAGGGUUUUCUCUGAAGCCUGUGAGCCACCUCUUGGAGGUAAAAGUGGUCUACUCCGAGCUGAUGAGACUACCAAAAAGAGUCUGCCAAAGCUUUUAAUAGACGGACCUUAUGGAGCUCCAGCACAGGAUUAUAGCAAGUACGAUGUAUUACUACUUGUGGGACUUGGUAUUGGAGCAACACCAUUUAUCAGUAUAUUAAAAGACUUGCUAAACAACAUUGUCAAAAUUGAGGAACAGGAAGAAGCAGUUUCAGAUAGGUGCAAACUAUCAGAUUUGAUGGCCUUGGAUACUGAUUUCCCGUCUUCAAAUUACAAUAAAGCUCCUGAUCCGUCGCCUCCUAAGCGAAAGAAAACUAUGAAAACAACAAAUGCCUACUUCUACUGGGUAACAAGGGAACAAGGCUCAUUCGAUUGGUUCAAAGGAGUGAUGAAUGAAGUGGCUGAACUUGACCAAAGGGGAGUAAUUGAAAUGCAUAACUACUUGACAAGUGUGUAUGAAGAAGGAGAUGCAAGAUCAGCUCUCAUUACAAUGGUCCAAGCACUUAACCAUGCUAAGAACGGGCUUGACAUUGUAUCCGGAACAAGGGUGAGAACUCAUUUUGCCCGGCCUAAUUGGAGAAAGGUCCUGUCCAGACUCAGCACGAAACACUCGAACGCAAGGAUAGGAGUGUUCUAUUGCGGUGUACCGGUCCUAGCUAAAGAGAUAAGCAGACUGUGUUAUGAAUUCAAUCAGAAAGGAUCCACAAAGUUUGAGUUCCAUAAAGAGCACUUUUAAAAGUAGUGCAGGUAUGCAUGCAUUGCAUAGUUGCAUAAUUGGAAGAUGAAAAAGAGUAUUUAUUAGAAAUUAAGGAUUAGAUUAUUAGAUACAAACACAAUCUCAAGAACAGAGAAUAACUUGAAUUGGGUAUUAAACUGUUUUGGUUUUGUAGUACUAGUAAAUGAAAAAAAGAAGAAAAAAAAGGUAAUAGUUAGGUUAGGGAUUGUAUUUGUAAUUGUAAUUGUAUAGCAUUAUUAUUAUUAAUGGUGGAGCAGGAGCAUAAUUAAGGAUA